AUGGGUGUUGACGAGGACGCGCGCGCGCGGAUGGAUUCCGCGACGGCGUCGUCGACGAAAACAACGGUGGGUGAUUUGGACGAAGCUCUUGGAGCGAGAGGGAGGGCGCUGGAGGCGUUCGAGACGCGGUACACGGAGACGCGAGACGCGUACCUGGACAACGUGAAGUACCUCGCGAUGCUCGUCGUGGUGUGGAAUCACUCUUUGCAGGACUUCUUAAAGGCGCUGGAUAAGCACGAGAAUAGAGGGUGGUGCGAGAUGGACGCGACGAAUAGGUUCUCCAACGUGCACGCGCGGGCGUUUUACUUGUUGCUCAACGUGAUUGGCAUGCCCGUGUUCACGUGCGUGAGCGGGUAUCUGUCUAGGAGUUGGCUCAACGCGGCGAGGGAGGACGAGGCGAGCGCGGCGAAUUUGUUGGUGCGCGUGCGAUCUUCCACGGCGA
This is a messenger RNA of Ostreococcus tauri, 442 nucleotides long. RefSeq lists its product as hypothetical. The annotation marks the transcript as partial. The record is from RefSeq and is a predicted model, not a curated record. NCBI's taxonomy places the organism in Eukaryota, Viridiplantae, Chlorophyta, Mamiellophyceae, Mamiellales, Bathycoccaceae. The transcript has a single exon.